AUGCUGACGCCUUUAGGCCUUCCUCUUGGAAGACUCCUUGUGUGCGAGCAAGCAACAGGCGCACCAGGAUCAACAGGAUCAGGAGCUGCAGCAGCUGCUCUUUGGCGCACUCGCCAUGCGCAUUCGAAAUCAGACAGCAGCGGGUUUGCAGCCCCUGGAUGUGUCAGAGGUGCGGCGUCUGUUAGAGGGCUCUCUGCCCUCGGAAUAGCAGCCACAGCAGGAGCAGCAGCAUCUUGUGUCUUUUUGGCUCGCCGCCGCGUUGAGGAGCGGCUGCUCUCGCUAGUGCUGCCUCACGUCGAGCGAUUUGCUGGAGAGGACCCUGCAGCAGCAGCAGCAGCAGCACGGGGAGCAGCAGCAUCGGCUUCCCGCGGAGAAGAACGUCUGCCACACGAGUGGCUGUCUCAGUGCGAGCAACUCCCCAGCCUGCUGGCCUACGCCUCUCAAGUGGCCGUGUUUGCUGCUGCGUCGGUUGCUGCAGUUCCCAGUCCGUUGCUGCCGCAGGAAGUUGCAACUCUCUGGAAGCAGCACCACCAGUUUCAACUGCUAGAGCGCCGAGCAGACACAGAUGUAGCCACCGAACUACCACGAGCAGCCGUGCGCAGAAAAGGGCCUGGGCAUGGGCUUUCUACAACAGAGCUCCAGCAGCGUAUCGGAACGGUGCUGCAGCAACCGCUGCUGCAGGUAGUGCACCAGUGCAGCCGGCUUUCUCUCGCAAUCUGCGCGUGGGGUCAUUUCGAAAGUUUGGCCUUGCAACAGCUGCUACAACUCGCCGCCGUCGCUGUGCAUGCCCUGCUCCCCAUUGCAAGUCUCUGGCUACAGAUGCAGCAGCAGGCGCUGCGGCAAGCCGCAGCGAGCGGAGGCACUCAUCCCCCCAUGCUGGUGCAGCAGCAGCAGCAGCUUUCGCGAGCUCGUGCUGCAAUCGAGGAAGCCACUGGCGACUUGGGCCUUGUAGUCUCUCUGCUAGAGGCCUUCUGCCCCCAAACCCUUCACGGGCUGCUGAGGGAGUCAGACAUGCAGCAGCUGCUUGUGGACUGUGACGCGCUGCUGGAUGCAGCAGCGGCAGCUCGUCAGCACAGUGGGGUGCUGCCUCAGGCUGCUCGUGCUGCAGCGCAUCCACAGGGCGGCCUUGAUGAUGCAUGCUCUUUCGUCGAAGAAACUAAAGCCGCAGACGUGAGAGAAGCGCCUCCAGAGGAUGAUGCUCUGGAUACAACACGGGGAGCAGAAACGGCAUCAGCAGCUCAUUUUUUGUCAGCAGCAAGCGCACCAGAAGCGCAGGCGGCCGCAGAGUCAGAGACAGCAGAUGCAGAAACAACCCAAGAUGACGCAAUGUCGUCAGAGGAAGCAACCGCAAGAGCGAGCAACAGCCGAUCCGGCGAUUGGAAUUCCCUAGAGGCAGAAGUUGUGACAGCCCUGCGUGUGCUGCUGCCAGAGGCCGAAGGCCCCCCUGCCAAGACAUCUGAAGGCGAAUCGCAGCGACAGGCACAGCAGAGACCUUUGUUACUGGCAUUUAUUGCUCCCGCGGACACCCAGGGCCGUCGUCAAGGAAUUCUACUGCCGAAGAAGUUGUUGCAGCUCUUGGUUCUGCGGCGGCUGGGCUGGGAGGUGCGUCUUGUAAACCUCUCUGACUGUCGAGGUAAGGGCCCCCUAGAAUUGCAGCAGCUCCUCGCUGAUAUUUUGCACGCUGGAGAGAAUUCCUCAUGUCUGUGGGAUCUUCAUCAUAAGGUCCAGGGCGGAGGCACCAUAGAGUCUGGUGGUCUCCCACACUCUCCGUCCAAGAUGUAG
Molecule: messenger RNA, 1782 nt
Organism: Cyclospora cayetanensis
Lineage: Eukaryota; Apicomplexa; Conoidasida; Eucoccidiorida; Eimeriidae
Exons: 6
Coding region: 1-1782 (593 amino acids)
Source: RefSeq, a predicted model, not a curated record